GAGCCGGAAGUGCGGCCUGGCCCCGUUGCCGUGGCGACCCCGCGCGGGCUGCGUAUCCAUAGCGACGGGGCCGCCAUGGGUCAGGACUACUACGCCGUGCUGGAGCUAGGCCGCGGGGCUACGGACGCCGACAUCAAGAAGGCGUACCGGCUGCUGGCCUUGGAGUACCACCCGCAGAAAUGCAAGAAGCCGUGGGCGCAGGAGCGCUUCCGGCAGCUGGCGGAGGCCUACGACGUCCUGAGCGACCCUGUGAGGAGAGGCAUCUACGACAGGUUUGGUGAAGAAGGUCUCAAAGGCGGCAUCCCUGUGGAGUCUGGGGGUGAGGACGCCUGGACCGCCGGGUACGUGUUCCACAACAACCCUGACAAAGUCUUCAAGGAGUUCUUUGGAGGACACAACCCCUUUGCAGAGUUCUUCACCAAGGAUGGCUUGGAGGUGACCCUGCCCUUUGGAGGGCUGCGAGGACGAGGCGUGAUAAAGCAGGACCCCCCGAUGGUGUGGGACCUCCACGUCUCCCUUGAAGACCUCUUCUUCGGCUGCACCAAGAAGAUGAAGAUCUCCCGCCGGGUGAUGAACGAAGACGGCCAAACGAGCACCAUCAGGGACAAGAUCCUGAUCAUCGACGUGCAGCCCGGGUGGAAGCAAGGCACCAGGAUCACGUUCGAAAAGGAAGGAGACCAGGGUCCAAACAUCAUUCCAGGCGACAUCACCUUCGUUGUCCAAGAGAAACCUCACCCGAGGUUCAAAAGAACCAACGACGACCUCGUUUACGUGGCCGAUAUCCCCCUGGGAAUGGCGCUGGUCGGCUGCACGGUGGACGUGAGGACGCUGGACGGGCGGCUGCUGAACAUCCCCAUCAACGACAUCGUGCACCCCACGUACUGCAAAGUGGUGCCGGGGGAGGGGAUGCCGCUGCUCGAAGACCCGCGGCGCAGGGGUGACCUCCUCAUCCGCUUCAACGUCUGCUUCCCCAAGCGCCUCACGCCCGACAAGAAGCUGCUGCUGAGGAGAGCGCUGCUGUCCUAGGAGCUGCCAGCCCCCUGCUUUCCUCCCAGUAAGGCUGUCGGCGCUGGGAGUAAGGUAAAAAUGGGGGAUUUCCCCUGGUGCCAGGACCCUGUCCACCCACACAUUGCUCCCAGCAGCCUGGCUCCGCUCCCCUCGUGUUCUGGGGCACCAAUUGCUGCCCUCCUCGCUUCGUUCUGCACUGCAGCAUUCCCAAGGGGCUGAUCCUCUUUGGCAAGACCAGAAUCAUUCAGGAAAAGACCCCGAGGAUUGCAACCCAACUGCACCUCCGGGCCAGGAGAAAAACCCUACCCUCCCCCAUAAUAAAAAUAAAGCAAAGGAGCCCCAA
Messenger RNA from Numida meleagris (helmeted guineafowl), 1351 nucleotides. It is a transcript of the gene DNAJB13, whose product is annotated as DnaJ heat shock protein family (Hsp40) member B13. Bases 76 to 1026 code for a protein of 316 amino acids. Gene Ontology annotation, cellular component: cytosol. Lineage: Eukaryota; Metazoa; Chordata; Aves; Galliformes; Numididae. The transcript is spliced from 8 exons. The record is from RefSeq and is a predicted model, not a curated record. Gene Ontology annotation, molecular function: protein-folding chaperone binding.